AUGUCCGGUUACGGCGACGUUACGGAUUUGCGCAAGCAAGGUCCAACAGAUGUUGAGGAGGAGAAUGGCGGCGCUAUGGAUGCGGACGAGCCUGGCGAGGUCGCGACGGCGCAGAACAGAGGUCUCACGAACGCUACGAAGAAACCUGCGAUCAGCGAAGAUGUUAAGGUUAAGGAUGAUACGGUGGAGUCGUGA
Molecule: messenger RNA, 195 nt
Organism: Baudoinia panamericana UAMH 10762
Lineage: Eukaryota; Fungi; Ascomycota; Dothideomycetes; Mycosphaerellales; Teratosphaeriaceae
Exons: 2
Coding region: 1-195 (64 amino acids)
Source: RefSeq, a predicted model, not a curated record